CGGCCAAGGGAGUUAAUAAGGCGCCAGAGCAGAGGCGGAGCACCAUAGGCGAGGGAGGAUCGUCCUCGUCCGAAAGCGGGUCAAAAGUUGAACCACUGAACCCUCACCAGUACGACAACUAUCCUCCUUUCUUACGGCGAAUCGCUCUCUCGCUCCCCACUCAUCGACCAACGCGUGAAGACUUUCUCAAUGCUGCAACUGGUUUCUGGCAACGUGCUCGGAUACGUUUCAAAUGGCUGACCAUUAGGUCCUUUCGCAAGUACAAUGCCGACGACAUAUCGGCUUCGUAACCUGGUUCGUCAUGAGCCAAACCAUAUGGCUAUUUAUCGGAACAACCACGUUCUUUUCAGUGGUCUUCGCGACUAUAAACAGUCUCAGGCUCCAAGAAUAUGUCGCACGAGCAAUAAGCGACUACCUCACGUCGGAGACGGGCAUCACAAUUAUCUUCGAGUCUGCCAUUGUACCGAAGUGGAAGGACUCUCGGAUCUCUUUCAAGAACGUCUACAUCAUUCGGGGGCCCCAUGGUCCGGAGAUUGCUAAGAAGAGGAAGUCGGCCAUGUCAGUGGAGGCAUAUGGUGGCAGUAGGCUACGAUGUCAGCAACCACCCUUCCUUCCAUGUCACGGCGACGAGGAUGAAGAGGAGGGCAUGCAUAUGCACGCGGAAGAAGACGUCAAUUACUCCAUCUUCGACCUGAGCGUGGACUCGAUUGACGUUACCCUAUCGUUUGCGCGAUGGUGGCAAGGGAAGGGCCUGAUUGUAGAUGCCGUCGUAAAAGGCGUUCGAGGGGUACUCGAUCGUCGUUCAGUGGUCUGGGACCCGGACCACCCACUCGAUCCUUCGCUCCAACUCGAGGACGUUCUCCUCACCGUGUAUCAGCCAGGCAACUUCCGGCCCUUCACCGCAUCCAUUUUCCAAUGGCUCUUCUACGACUUCCUCGCUGCGGAGAAUGUCGUGGGUCAGUAUGACAACUGCCUGUUCAGCCUGCACCGUCCGCAGAGCAUAGGCCGUACUACGGAGCAGGACCUGCAGGACGGUCAAUGGGUGCGCAUGUCGCGAUUCCGGAUGGACGGUCUCAACGUCGACCACAUGCAAGCUAUGACGACGCAAGACGGGCCCUUCUCCUGGAUCACCUCCGGCAAGGUCGACGCCGUGCUCGACAUCAAGUUCCCGCGGGGGCCCACGGAGGAGCUGCCGAUCAACGCGCUCCUGGGCGAGCUCGCGGACGCGAUCUCCACCGCGGCAUCGUCCGUCACUGCGGAGCGCAUCCCCGGCCAGCGCGAGCUCGCGAAGCCGCCGCUGAGCGCGCCGUCGGACAAGGAUCUGGUUACGGAGAACCCGGACGUGCCCCAAGUGGUGAUUGAUAUUGACUUGAGGUUCAGGGAUCUGAAGGCGGCGGUGCCGAUCUUUACCCAUGAGCUGAGCUAUGUGAACAAUGCACUCGUGAGGCCGAUCGUGGCGUUUAUGAACGCGAAUCGGACCUUGGUACCUAUCCGUUGUAGAGUCGUGAAACCGCUCAGUGAUUUCGAGGGUUCGUGGACGGUGAGUUGUCUCGACACCAAUCUGGAUACGACCAAACUGCUGACGCUGAAUGCCCAUAGCUCUGGGAAAGUGCGUAUAGUGUUACCAGAUAGUGGGACGCAUCUGACGAUUUCAACAGCUGGUCUAAUGGACAUUAUCUCCCUCAAGGUAUACGAGGCGAUGGCGUACCACGUCGCCCAAGCGAAUUUCAACCGCCGCCUCAAGGUCGUGAGCGCGUGGAGCCUGCAGAUGACCGCGAGCGCGAUGAUCUCCGCACUGCGGACGCUCAUCGACCCCGUCGCGACGCAUCUGCGCGACUUGUACGAGGAGGGAGGAUGA
Molecule: messenger RNA, 1858 nt
Organism: Fomitopsis serialis
Lineage: Eukaryota; Fungi; Basidiomycota; Agaricomycetes; Polyporales; Fomitopsidaceae
Product: mitochondrial distribution and morphology proteins-domain-containing protein
Exons: 10
Coding region: 302-1858 (518 amino acids)
Biological process (GO): mitochondrion inheritance
Cellular component (GO): mitochondrial inner membrane
Source: RefSeq, a predicted model, not a curated record